This is a messenger RNA of Coregonus sp. 'balchen', 6186 nucleotides long. NCBI's taxonomy places the organism in Eukaryota, Metazoa, Chordata, Actinopteri, Salmoniformes, Salmonidae. The record is from the annotation of a GenBank genome assembly.
CUGUUUUAUCGCAGCUCUCUCCUCGCACGACCCCUGGUCGCACAGCAAAAGGACCAAGACCGGCCCUACCCGUUGACAGCUAGGAUUCAUGGAUCCUCAUCUCUCUCUGGUUUGUUGUUCCCACGAUAUAAUAGCUUUGCUGAUAGCCUACAGUUUGCCUGUAGCACUAAAAUAUGAAUAAUGGGCUAUAUGUGUUGCCUAAGAUUAAUACCAGUCCUACCAGAACACUGUGGCCAUUGUAUGUUUUUGUGAAUUUUAUGACUCCUUAAAGUAAUCAAUGUUCAGGCUAGGCUACAUGUUAUGUAAGGUAAUAGUGGUAGGCCUAUAUUAUGAUUAGAGCCUACAGCCCUACACCUAAAGGGGAUUCAAGUAUUUUCUUGCUCUCUCUUGUACACUGAACUGUAUCGUGUAAGAAGGACUUGAGAGAGGGGGGUUAAGUCAUUUAUUGGCAGGGAGCCGGUUAGUGACGUCCCCACUGGCAUGUUGUUUGUGUGGUUGGUACAUAAUUAGUGCCCCAAGUGGCAGGCCAGGGACAUUUUCAACAGGUUGACUGAGAGUUGAAAAGUAGGUUAGUGGGUCACGGCACUCCGUUUGAGAGGGACUAUAUGGUCUUUUAGAUCAAUAACAUUCAUUAUUUUCUCAGAACCAGGUUAGUCAACACAUGGCAUGAUGUUUGAACUGUGAUAUCUAGUGAAACUUGAGAACAUAAGCAACAACUUACGAGAGCUGGCCACAGGAGGUUGGUGGCACCUUAAUUGGGGAGGAUGGGCUCGUGGUAAUGGCUGGAGCGGAAUCAGUGGAAUGGUGUCAAAAACAUCAUACACAUGGUUUCCAUGUGUUUGAUGCCGUUCCCUCCAUUAUUAUGAGCCGUCCUCCCCUCGGCAAUCUCCACUGGAGCUGGUGUGUAUAGUAGAACCUCAAAGAUAUAAACCUCAGUUAGAAACUGACUGGGACAAUUGUUAAACGCAACAACAACAAAAAUCUGUAGGCUAACAGACAAACCUAAUUGCUUCUAUGUGCUAAAAACAUGUCAGAGAUUUCUAGUAGGCCUAUCUGGCUAACGGGUUAUAAAAUACAUGUAAAUGAACUGUUUUCAAUGAUGAGUCUUUGUUUAAAUGAUUAUCCCCCUCUCUCCACAAGAGGUUAGUUCUGCAUGUGGAUGUAUGAUUGAAUGUUUAGUUAUUUGCCCUUUUGCAGCUGGCUCUGGGUCCAAAGCUGCCUCCCUGCAUUGGACAGGAGAGCGUGUGGUGAGCGUACUGCUGCUGGCCAUGGGGCCUGCUGCCUACUACUUCCCCGGCCCUGCUGUUGACUACUCGCUGGCUGCUAUCCUCACCCUGCAUGGCCACUGGUAAGACAAGAGUUUCCCCUCUAAAAAUGGUUACGGUAAUUGGUUUAAAGGGCACUGGCCUGCUGUCUCACUUCCUUAUUCUGGUUAAAUAUUUUUCCUUUCAUAUUUACACUUAAACAAUCAUUUCCGGACAACAACAAAACAUUACUGGUGGUGACUACAGUUGGAAGCUUUUAUGAAAGAAAAUAGUGAAUAGAAUAGACAAGUGGUUGGGAUAUCCAACCAAGUCUAUCUCCACUACAUUUCUGCUCAUGCAAAAACAGUUUUGUGCUUUCAUUUACGAGAGCUUUUUGAAGAGGUGGGCUUAGUGUCACCCUGGGGCACUGUGCCAUAGCUAGACCACUGACUAAAUGAAUGUGGCAGGUUUAAAGUACAAAUCCUAGUCAUGUGUGGUGUUAAUACCCCUUAGGUUUUAGUGUUGGGUACUUGGAUAUCCUCAAGGCAUGUCACUCUAAUGAAAACCAGUUAAUUCCCAGUUGUCAAGCUUGUCGCUGAGGAGUUGAAAUGCACGCUCAUAUAUAUAUUUUGAACAUCAAGAUGACGCUUAAGAAUGCUGGUCAUGUGUAAUACACCAUGGGUUUUCCAUGUGCUACUUUUGUUAAGUGAAGACAUUUUUAAAACCGCACUCCACAUAUGUUCCAGGAGAUCAGCACCAUUUCACUUUGCCUGACUUGCUAAGGCUGUGUGAGUGCCGCUAUUCUCAACUGGAGUCAUGAAAUACCAUUGUCCAGUUAACUGAGGAACACUAUGAGCACGCCUACAAAGCUCUUAGUCCUCCAAGGCCACUGCUAUGUAAAUAAGAUUGGCUGAUCUCUUUAGGCACUAUAAGGAUUUCACCAUUCCUUAUCCCUUAAUGCUUACAGUUCUGUUUGUUCUCAAUGUAAUGGUAUUGCUUCCGUCCCUCUCCUUGCCUCGAACCAGGGACCCUCUGAACACAUCAACAACAGUCACCCACAAAGCAUCGUUACCUGUCUCUCCACAAAAGCCGCAGCCCUUACAGAGCAAGGGAAACUACUACUUCUAGGUCUUAGAGCGACGUCAUUGAUUGAACGCUACUAGCGCGCACCGCUAACUAGCUAGCCAUUUCACAUGGGCUACAUAAACCGGACAAGACACCCCACCCUGUAGUCUAAACAAAGAAUAGCCUAAGGUCACAUGAUGGUGCCUUGAGCUGUUGGUGUGUUCCUCAAGGUCUUAGUGGCUCCUUGGUGGGUCUUCAGCCAUUCAGAUUAUGCAUUUGUCCACUUCCCUCUCCCUAACAUUACCCUGGGGAAGUCAAUGAAUGAUUAUGAAGUCAAGAUGGAUAUGAUCAGUGGCGUAGUGGAGGGUUAACGCCAAUGUUCCCUCUAAGCUGCGUGUAGUAGCCCCGAGACUGCUGCGCAGCUCCCCCAGGACUGCACGCAGAAAUAUCAGCCCACAGAGAGAAGCACAAGAUUAAACUUCACUCAACUUUCUAGAGCAGUGGUCACCAACCGGUCGAUUGUGAUCGACUGGUCGAUCGCCAAGGCAUUCCUAGUCGAUCGCCAAACAUUUAUGUAAAAAACCCAACGGUAAAGCCUUGUGCUCUUUUUUUCUAUUAUUUUUUUCCUCUGGCUGUUGGUGGUAGGUGCACCUGAUUCAGCUGUCCUGCGUGCCGGGUAGGUGAACUGUUGCCAUUUUGAACCAUUUCAUGUCUGAAGGUACAUACUCUGCCUUCCCGGCUGGCCCGGAGAGCAAAUAAAGUGCACUAUAGGUUUACCGCUGGCCAAUCAGAUGGCUCAGAUUACCGUGUCUGCAGUAAUAAUAUAAUAAUAUAAUAAUAAUAUAAUAAUAUGCCAUUUAGCAGACGUUUUUAUCCAAAGCGACUUACAGUCAUGUGCGCAUAAAUUUUUACGUAUGGGUGGUCCCGGGGGUGGAACCCACUACCUUGGCAUUACAAGCGCCAUGCUCUACCAAUUGAGCUACAGAGGACCACAGUAACGUAACAGGCAUUAAAACAAAGCUACAGCAAAGUUGACAGAUUUCAAAACGUUUCAAACCAUGACUAGAGAGAGGCUGUCAACGUAGACAGCAAAGAGCUGCUGUUUUUAUGAGUGAGUUCAUGUUUAAGUUGGGGGGCCAGUAUGAAAAUGUUUUUGUUUUUUUCACCUUUAUUUAACCAGGUAAGCCAGUUGAGAACAAGUUCUCAUUUACAACUGCGACCUGGCCAAGAUAAAGCAAAGCAGUGCGAUUAAAAACAACAACACAGAGUUACAUAUGGGGUAAAACAAAACAAAGUAAAAAAUGCCACAGAAAAUAUAUAUACAGUGUGUGCAAAUGUAGCAAGUUAUGGAAGUAAGGCAAUAAAUAGGCCAUAGUGCAAAAUAAUUACAAUGAGUAUUAACACUGGAAUGAUAGAUGUGCAAGAGAUGUGCAAAUAGAGAUACUGGGGUGCAAAUGAGCAAAAUAAAUAACAAUAUGGGGAUGAGGUAGUUGAGUGGGCUAAUUUCAGGAGGGCUGUCUGGAUAAGAGCGUCUGCUAAAUGACUAAAAUGUAAAUUCUUACUCAGCACUGUCAACACUUUGUAUUCAACACUUUGCACGUUCUUCCUAUUUCCACUCAGUGCUACAACAAGCACUGCAGCAAUAAUGAAUGAGUAGGAAAGUGUGUCUAUAGGCUUGCGUUAUUAUUAGCAGCUUGGGUUUUUUUUAUAAUCAAGGAAUAUUUCACUUUCUCUGUUCAUAGGAGUAACAACAUGAAUUUGUGCAUGAGGCAGAAAUAAUGCGGUGCGACUCGAUUUUUGCCAUCAGCUGGAAGACGGUUCCUUUGGUCAGUGUCAGUGGAGGAAAGGGAGAGCGGAGGGAUGUUGAGAGGUGGACCCUCAGUCUGCUGUUCUCUCCCUCCGCUGAGACUGACCAUCAGAUGCAGGCACCGUCAGCCCAGUAAAAUAAAAAGCUAAUUAUUUAAAUGUAUGCUCACUCAGCUGUGCCUCACAAGUAAUACAACAAUGGAUCUAUUACCGGUGGGAUCAUAUUGCCUACCUCAAUUUUUUUAAUGGCCCGAACAACAAUGCAUUGGCAAUGCCAAUAUGUGGUGGUGAUGUAUUCGGCCUAUAGCUUGCUGCACAAAUCUCAUUGCUACAGUACUGUUUUUAAUUGGUUAAAGUUGCAUAGGCUUACAUUUUUUGUCAUGUAAAAAAAACAAAUCUCAGUGGUAGAUCUCGGCUUGAAUUUUGACUCAGUGAUCUUGACUCAAAGGUUGGUGACCACCGUUCUAGAAUUGUCCCUGUUAACACUAUCAACAUUUCCCUUUACUGUGGCAAUUGUGAUCGAAUCAACGCAAUAUUAGCAACAAACCGAAACAAAACAAACUAUGCAAGAGAUUUUGUUGUAGGCAGAAUGCAUCGGAGUAGGAUUCUAUUGCAUUUUCUUUAGUCAUUUUAGCAGACACUCUUAUCCAGAGCAACUUACAGGAGCAAUUAGGGUUAAGUGCCUUGCUCAAGGGCACAUCGACAGAUUUUUCACCUAGUCGGCUCGGGGAUUAGAACCAGCGACCUUUCGGUUACUGGCACAACGCUCUUAACCACUAAGCUACCUACUGACACGCACUACUCAGCCCGGUGCGGCAUAAACAAUUAUAGUUGCAGUAGGCCUAUAUGCAAAUUGCCCAUUGCCAAAUGGAUCUGUGCCAUUUACUUUGAACUCGACUGUGUUUACAGCAUGAGCGGUUAUAAGUAGAUGCGCUUGUUUUGAGAUCAAAUCGAGAGCUGCAUGUAGCCACGUGUGCACAUUUUGUUCAUAUCCUUUGCUAGUUAGUGAGUUAUUAGCCCAGUUAUAGAUAAGUUGUAGUCCGCAUAAGAAGAGUGAUUGCUUCCUACAAGAGCACAAAAUGUGUACAUUUCUAGACAUAUUUGAAAAGCCAGUCAGGUAAAGAGCUUUUUUGGGUCUUAAAGGGGCAGUGUUGUAUUUUGAGACGGGCUUGAAUAAGCUAAGUAGCCAAUAGGCAGAGGGUAGCAUAAUUUGUCUGAUUCUCUAAUAAUGGAAUGGGAAUAAUGCAUUUGAUUUGUAAAGUGGUUUCUUGCAUCAAACACAACAUUUUCAGUCACCUCCUUGUCUGAAGGACAAGUGGAUAAACAGGUUAAUGUUAAGCCCUGUGUGAUUUUUUUCUCUCUCAAAAGUCUAAUUGAAUGUAGGCCUACAUUGAACACCACACAUUGGCUGCUACUGUAGGCUGAAUGGUAGAACAGAUAUUUCCAUGUUAAAAUGUUAUGGGGUGCAUUUUCUCCAUUGUUUUUGAUGGUAGGCCACUCUGGUAGGCCUACAUUAUGAUCAAAUAGCCACAGUAGCCUACUAGGCCACUGUUAAAACUAACUUAAAGUGGGUACAGCCUCAGUGUUCACAGUAAACGCACGCUGGAAGUUGCACAGAAUUUUCACAACGUUCAAGUUUGCGCUCAGCAGACCUGGAAUUUGCUCAGUGCCCCCAAAAAUGUGAGUGAACCUUUGUUAACACUGUUUAGCCACUUUUUUUGUUGCCCUAGCAUUUACCCACCUUUUGCGCAAAAUUGCAUUGAAAGUAUAGGGAGCGUUACUUAGAUGGGUAAACUGUGAUCGCGGUGAGCUAUUAGAUUUUUUUAGCAGUACAUCACUGGCUAUUACGUAAUAUUGUGGUUUUAAGCAGUCUCAUAAGUUUCUUGUAUUGUCUUCUCUCUCCAGGGGGAUUUUACAAGUCUUAACGGACUAUGUUCAUGGAGAACCGAAGAUCAAGAUGGCCAACGCAGGCCUCUUCCUAUUGUCGACUGUCACCUUUGCCGGUCUCUGCUACUUCAACUACAACGAUGUAGGCAUUUGCAAAGCGGUGGCCCUAUUAUGGAGCAAAUGA